AUGACGACAACAACCAUACGGAUCCGGACUCUUCACCUGGACGAUGUCCCUGCAGGCGAACCAUGGAUCUAUACUUUGCUUCUCCCACGGCUGGGCCAUUCAAUCACCACUAUCCGGAUAACAAGAGCCCUAUGGACAUCCCAUCAGGGCAACAACCUCAAUACCCAUCCUCUCGGGAUCAUGCUGCUCCAAUGUCCACAUCUCCGAUACUUUUACAUCUCGUCGACAGAAGAACCCUCCAGUAUCGGUCACAAUACCACCCCUCCAAACCCAGAACUCUCUCGCGACCCAACAGCGGAACUAGGCACCCUGAAACUGCAAGAGUUUGAGAUCGCCAACAUGUAUAUUCAGCAAACCGUCAUGGAGGCCGUCAUUGCUCGCUCGCCUAAUCUGAAGGUCUUACGGUUAGUUGGGAUCUAUGGUCCAGAUAAUUCUUCUGCGCAUGUCGGCCUGUUGUCUCUGCGAGCUCGGAUUGUGCAGCUGAUUGGCGAGGUGUGUCCAGCCUUGCAGAUCUUUCAUUAUUCUAUCCGGUGGCACCGCCUUGCGAAGAGCGACUGGGCAGGAUUCACAUCUUUGACUCGGAGCAAAGGACAGUUCUUGGGAACCUUUCAUCCAAUCCACCUCUCGUCACCUGAUGAAGUCGUCAAGCAACUGGAAGUCAAGGACCUUGGCGACCACGCGGGAUUACGAGAUGGAUCUACAGUGCGCACGUUAAGCCUUUUCAGCACCGACGUCCACCGCUCCAUUGCGCCAUUAAUCCAACCGAUCGUCAACAUGGUCACGAUUCUGGAGAUCCACCCCACCGCACGACCACCAUAUUCUGCGGACGUAUCGCUCUAUUUCAGCCACAUCUUGCAUGGAUUUUUGUGCAGCUCACCCCUGUUACUCCAUCUCAAGGUGCCUCUCGUCCGUUUUCAUUCGGCGUUUCUGGAUCUUCGCGGAGAAGCGAACUCGGACGGGAACUACCAGGUACUGCCGUCACUGCCCUACUACCCUCCUAUGCUACGAUGGACAAGCAAGCAGAUCUGGGCCUGUCGUCGACUCGUUACACUGCAGCUAUAUACCUUUGGGGAAGACAAACAGGAUGCGGAAGAGGAUGCCAGGAUACUGUUUGGAUACAUUUCUAGGAUUUGCCCCCUCCUCAGGGAAGUAGCCAUCCAACAACAACAUCUCUGUGUGCGAAUGGAGGGCGGAUUAUGUCUGUUGAGCAGACUGCAUCACCUCGAACGACUCAGCGUCAUCUCGUCAGGAAACAACUCUGGAUUCAGCAAACACGAUCUGAUAUGGAUGAAAAAGUCGCCGCCGCCGAAUUGGGAUCUGCCGCGGUUUCGGGAGCCAAAAGCGGCGCACAAGGAUUAUCGUCGUCAACUCGGUCAAUUUGUACAACGAUCACUCACCACGUUCGCCAAGGCUGAUCCUUCGAGGGUUCAGGAGAUGCAUCGACUGUAUGUCAAGGCCAAAGACCCCGACCAACAGCUGACUGUGGAGGACAUGGACGGUGUCGGCAGUGUCGAAGAUCUGGAAGCAUGGCGACAAUUCCGUCACGGCUACCAGUUAGUACACGGAGCAGCUCAGACCAACAGACACGAGAACGAGAACGACACUGCACCAAUAGGGAAGUUAGACCUCCCGUACUGCUGGCCGUCGCUUAAGUAUUUUGCGUUUUACAGGUACCAAGUUCCGAUACCCAAGCGACGAUACGACCGAUACCACCAGCCGCGCCAGGACGAUUUGGAUGCGCUUGAUCAAGCACUAUGGGACGAGAUCAAGGAUAUUCGCCCUGGUGUCGAAAUCAAGUGUAACCGGUCGCUCUAUUACAAUGCCAUUUAUUAUGUUGGCCCUCAUGGUAACCCUACACAUCUUGCUUCCUACGGCAAACCAUACGUAGACUUUUAA
Messenger RNA from Linnemannia hyalina, 1896 nucleotides. Lineage: Eukaryota; Fungi; Mortierellomycota; Mortierellomycetes; Mortierellales; Mortierellaceae. The record is from the annotation of a GenBank genome assembly.